AAAAAUGCCUCUCUGAUUUCCUGCUGCAGGCUGCAGCAGUGCAUAGACUUAUAUACGUAUAUUUCUAUGCUACAAAGUGUCCGCAUUUAACGCACAGUGUUUGCGUGUGCGCGCAUUAACGCUCCAGCGGCUUCCGCGUGCUCUCCCAAGCUUUGCAGACGCGGUUCAUCUCGAAGACUUCCGGCUUCAUCACGGAGUGGGUCUCUGUUGGCCCGGGCUCCUCCAAAGAUUCUUUGGCUCAUUUUCUGUGAACAUAAACAUUAACACAGUUCCAGUGACUGAAAUGCACAUUUAUAUUUCUUCAGGAUAGAUUGAUGUUUCUCCGCCCAUGCCCGGGUUUCAAGAAUCUUCAGUCAUUUCUGCAGUUGCAGGUGAUUGGCAGGAAACUAAGGAGCAGCCAUUUUGGCUCAGUUUGCCCACUAAUGAGGAAUAAUGGAUUCUUUGGAAAAGGAACCAAAAGGCAAAAAUGAGCCGAGCCCUGAAAGCUGUCUGGAGGCUGACGAGCCGAACCCAAGAACAGCAAAAGGAGAGCAGUCACAGAGUUGUGUUCAGUGUGGAAAGACUUUUCCUUCUGCAAAACAGCUCAGAAGUCACCAACGAACCCACAGCGGAGACAAACCGUUCAGCUGUGAGCAGUGUGGAAAGACUUUUACAUGGAUGGGUGACUUAAAAAAACAUCAACACAUCCACACUGGAGUUAAACCGUACAAGUGUGAUCAAUGUGGCAAGGCUUUUACUCGGGUGGAGUACCUGAAGACGCAUCAGCUUAUCCACAGUGGCAUUAAACCCUUCAGGUGUGACCAAUGUGGGAAGGCUUUCAAUCGUAAGGGAGCCUUAGUGGCUCAUCGACACACCCACUCAGAAAGUAAACCGUACCGCUGCGACAUUUGUGGAAAAAAUUUCAGCCAGAAACAGACUCUAAGAUUACACAAACGGCUGCACACAGGAGAGGACGUGUACUGCUGUGUUCAGUGUGGCAGACUGUUUGCGCAGUACUCUGGCUUAAAAGCCCACGAAGUUACCCACACUGGGGUUAAACCACACUGCUGCGAACAGUGUGGAAAAGCCUACAGAUAUGUCGGAGGACUAAUAGUGCACAGACGAAGUCACACUGGGGAAAGACCAUACAGAUGUGACCAGUGCGCGAAGAGUUUUAAAACCUCGGGUGCCUUACAACAACACCAACACAUCCACGAUGGAAAGAAGUCACUCAACUGCAGUCACUGUGAGAGGCAGGAGGCAGCAGAUGGAACCGAUUCUCAGCCCUGUCAGCACUGUGCCGGUGGGAAACCAUACCGCUGUGACCAGUGUGGAAGAACUUUCAGCCACCAAAGAAGCCUGCAAACACAUCAGCACAUGCAUACUGGACACAAACUGCACUACUGCAAGCAGUGUGGGAGAGCGUUUCCAUCGCCGAGUUCAGUGAAGCGCCACGAAGACCUGCACAGUAAGGCUAAACGGCACCUCUGUGACGAGUGCGGGUCGUCGUUCACCUCUGCGAGUAACCUCAGAAAGCAUAAACUGAUCCACGCUGAAGAAUCCAUUCAAGUGGUGGUUGUGUGACAGAAGCUUAUCAAACGCCACAAAUGAUUUUAUAAGCCAGCUGAUGAUGUAACCUGAACAUGAUUGGUGAAGUUUAGAGAGGGAGGAGUACAUCAGUCAGAGCCUGUAUCACAAAAACCUCACAAAACCACCAAACACACAGGUUCAAAACAGGGAUGCAAUGAUCCAGUAUUUGGAUCGGAUAUUAAUCUGAUACUGACACAAAAGCUGGAUCGGAUAAACACACAGAUCAAUUCUGGGGUCUUCCACCUUUACUUCCCCAACUCUGCUGCUAGCUCGUAGCAUAGAGGAAGCUAACAGCAGUCAGAGGUAUCUAACUGCUGCUAAUCAUAUCUUUGGGAUAUGUUUUUUGCUUAAAUGCAAACUGUGGUCAAAGUGAGUUGACAUGAUUGAAAAGAUCCAAAAACAACAAGCUCUCUGUCUCUCACUUGAUUACUUUCAUCAGGGAGACGUUACAUAAAACAGAAGCAAGAAGGAUGCUGCUUAUCCUGUUUUUAUUAUUGCAUUAAUAAAUAGCAACAGUUUACUUUAAGAUUUAGUUUGGAAAGCUGUUCCAGUGGAGUGACUCCCAGUCACUUCCUCACGGUCAGGAAAACCGCUCGUUAGCACUGGAAUCAGAUUGGCGUCAGCAGAUACACAGCUGAGUAUCGGAUGAGAUUGGAAAUAGAAAAACCUGGAUCCAUACCUGUAUCCCUGUUUUAAUAAUAAUAUGCGUGCUGUGAGAUAAUAUCAGACAUGGUGCACAACCUCUGUGGGUGAAGCUGUGGGAGCUGUUUUGGUGAUGGGGUAUAAAAAGUCCUCCAUUAGCAAGACCAGGGUGUAAUCUGUGCAUCCCGAUCCCUGCUGAUAGUCAGAGAGAGGUUUUAUUCCCAGGAACAGUGAAGUGUUCUGCUACAGUGUAGCUGUAGGAACACUUAGCACUGCAUGUAUUACAGAAGAUUGUUUUUAAAUCAUUUCUUAUGUUGAAGUGAUAAAUACAUGUUUUAUGUUCUGGCAGGAGGGUUUUUAACAGAGCAAUAUCUUGAAAUUAACAAUGUUGUAAAAACAUAACCAAAAACUUAAUAAAUUAUAUCAUCUAUAAUCAGCUUGUUUCCAGGUGCUUUAAUGAGU
Archocentrus centrarchus (flier cichlid) is the source of this 2673-nucleotide messenger RNA. RefSeq names its product zinc finger protein 239-like. The record is from RefSeq and is a predicted model, not a curated record. Gene Ontology annotation, cellular component: nucleus. Gene Ontology annotation, molecular function: DNA-binding transcription activator activity, RNA polymerase II-specific; RNA polymerase II cis-regulatory region sequence-specific DNA binding. The transcript has 5 exons. Gene Ontology annotation, biological process: regulation of transcription by RNA polymerase II. NCBI's taxonomy places the organism in Eukaryota, Metazoa, Chordata, Actinopteri, Cichliformes, Cichlidae. The coding region runs from base 433 to 1563 and encodes 376 amino acids.